This is a messenger RNA of Colletotrichum karsti, 1821 nucleotides long. RefSeq names its product flavin-binding monooxygenase-like family protein. The coding region runs from base 1 to 1821 and encodes 606 amino acids. The record is from RefSeq and is a predicted model, not a curated record. The transcript has 4 exons. Lineage: Eukaryota; Fungi; Ascomycota; Sordariomycetes; Glomerellales; Glomerellaceae. Gene Ontology annotation, molecular function: flavin adenine dinucleotide binding; N,N-dimethylaniline monooxygenase activity; NADP binding.
AUGGAAAAAAUCGACUGCGUUGUUGUAGGUGCCGGAUGGUACGGGCUAGGCGCUGCGAAGCAGUAUCACUGCACACAACCGGAGUCGUCGCUCGUCAUAUUCGAUUCCCAGCCCGCUCUUGGGGGCACGUGGGCUGAAGAUCGCGUAUAUCCAGGGCUCAAGAGCAACAACCUUCUGGGGACGUUUGAGUAUCCAGAUUUCCCCAUGAAAAGCGAUUCCUUCAACAUUUACCCUCGCCAACAUAUACCUGGACAAACCGUCAGCAACUACUUGAAGGCGUAUGCCGAAAAUUUCGGCAUUUCGGAUAAGAUUCGCUCGAGUCAUAAAGUAGUCACUGCAGAACAUCAAGAGACGGUCGAGGGCGGAUGGAUACUUACCGUAUCUAACCAGAGCGGAGAGGAGUUCAAGGUGUUUGCCCGUCGCCUCAUCAUCGCGACUGGACUCACAUCGGAGCCAUGGUUGCCGCACUUUGAAGGCCAGGAGUCGUUCGGUGGUAGGGUUUUCCACGGAAAACACUUUCAGCAGAACGCGGAUACUCUGGAAACGGCUAGGGUUGUGACUAUUUUUGGUGCUACUAAGUUCGCCUGGGAUGCUGCAUAUGCAUACGGGACUGCUGGCGUCAAGGUGAAUUGGAUUGUGCGAUCCAAAGGUCAUGGACCGUGUUGGAUGGCGCCUCCAUUCGUCACUCCGCUGAAGAAGCAGCUUGAGAAGCUGGCAAACACACGCAUGUUGACAUGGUUCAGCCCUUGCAUUUGGGGCAACGAGGAUGGUUACAGUGGCAUUCGCAACUUCUUCCAUGGUACUGCUAUUGGACGAGCUAUUGUGGACGGGUUUUGGAAGGUGCUGGGCAACGAUGCGAAGGCUCUCAUGGAAUAUGACUCCCACCCAGACACGGCAAAGCUGGAACCAUGGACUGAAGCCUUGUUCACAUCCACGAACUUCAGCAUUCUCAACUAUGACACCAGCCUGUUCGAUCUCAUUAGAAACGGCACAAUCAAAGUUCAUCUCGGAGAACUUGAUCACCUUAGUCCCGGGAAAGUCCACUUGUCCGAUGGAACGGAGCUAGAGGCGGACGCACUUCUUGCUCACACUGGGUGGAAGCAUGUCCCGCCCAUCAAAUUUCUCCCUGAAGGCAUUGACAAGGACCUCGGGAUUCCUCAUGUGCCUAUCGAAGAGGCGCCACGCGAGGAUUUGGCCGGACAGAAAGAUCUUGUUGCGAAGGCUGACAAGGAAAUCCUGGACCGCUUUCCCCGACUCAAAAACCAGCCUGUCUGGAACAAGGACUAUGUUCCCAUGACCGACAUGAAGGGGAUCGACAGUAACGAUGAGAUCACGCCCUACAAGUCUCUUACACCAUACAUGCUGCAUAACUUCAUAGUUCCGCCCUCCGAGCGUUUCCUCCUCACUCGCGAUACAGCCUUCGCAGGCAUGGUCAGUAACUUCAGCAACAUUAUCACAGCCCAUCUUCAGGGUCUCUGGAUCAGCGCCUACUUCUCAGGUCGCCUUGUGAGAGACCCUGCGAAUGCAGCUGGCGAUAAAGCGGCAAUGAAAAAGUUGCAGUAUGACACCGUUCUGAUGAACCGCUACGGAUUCUGGCGGUACCCAACUGACUGGGGCAACAACAAGUGCCCGAGUUUCGUCUUUGACGCUGUGCCCUACCUCGACCUAUUGCAGCACGACCUGGGACUGACGCCCUGGAGGAAGAAGGGAUUUCUGGCUGAGUGGUACGAUCCUUAUGGUCCCGAGGACUAUCGGGGAGUGAAUGACGAGUGGGAGAGCAAAUAUGGCAGACACAAAGCCGUGAUAUUCUCCGCAGAUUAG